CUUCGUUCUUUUGUGUGUACUUACUUAUAUUGAUUCCAGUUGACUGCUUUUGAUUUUGAAGAUAUUCGGAUUUCAAAGCUUGAGAGAAGUACAUCAACUCAAUUCACCGUUAGCGUAUUUAUACCUAAUCAAGGUUAAGCUUGGUGGACUGCCAAGGAACAAAGACAACGGCCGAUAUCAAUUUGAGUUCUUAAAUAGAUAUCCGGGCAAAGAAAAUCAAAGUCUGCCCUUUCAAGAAAAUCGAUUACAAAAUCCGCCGGUCAACAAUCACAAGCGCAUCUACUUGAGAGGUAAGACGGGAGUCAGAGACAUGAUGAUCUCGCCCAAUAAACCAUGACAAUGGCGGGUAACAAUUCUGAAGCCAGCUUCAUGAACAAUGGCCACACUACUACCAACGGCGGUAAUAACGGCAGUCGACUCACUUUGAAUAAUGAACUGUCGGGGCCGGGUCUGCUUAGAAUUGGGAGGUUCAAAUUCAGAGCAAAAAUGGAUGAUCUACCACAAGAUUGGUGGGUUGCAUCAACUGCAUUCCCUCUCAUCGCUGCCACAAUUGGGCCCUUGGCAAAUGUUUUGUCAAUUUCCGCUCUGGUUACAAAAUGGAGGGCUGACCUACCCGAUGAUGGACAAUUGCCAUUUGGUGCUGAUGAAAAUGGCGUUGGCAUACCUGAUCCAGAAUGGGAAAUCGUCCUAAAUGCUAUUUCUCUUGGAUGUGGGUUUGCUGGCAAUCUUUUCUUGCUCCUGAAUUUUAUGCGCAGGGUCAGGUAUAUCGUCGCAUUACCUCUAUCGAUAAUCUUCUGGUACUUGUCUACUGGCAUCCUUAUUGGUAUCUUAUUAGCUAUGCACGAGUACGUCCCGCCAAUUCGUCCUGGUCAAACUUGGUCUCAGGGAUUCUGGUCCGCAGUUAUGGCAGCUUCGUUAUAUCUCUUAGGGUCAAUGGUUCUCAUGGUCAAUAUGCUCGGCUAUUUCCUCGGUCAUUACCCACAACAUUUUGAACUCGAUGACGAUCAAAGAACUUUGAUCUUACAAACCAUGAUGUUCUUUAUAUGGUUGGCUGGUGGAGCUGGAGUUUAUCAAACGGUCUGUGGCUUUCAAUACGCCGAUGCUCUCUAUUUCUGUGAUGUCACAAUCUUGACGGUCGGUUUCGGAGAUUUCGUGCCUAAUAACAGUCUUGGUCGAGGGCUUCUUUUUCCAUAUGCUGUCAUUGGUAUCAUCUUCCUUGGUCUUAUGAUCAAUAGUUUGCGCAAAUUCGCUUCUAGUAUGUCACAGGACAAGAUUGUCAAGCAUCAUGCAAUGCGUCAACAACAAGAAACCUUUGGUCGUUCAGUCACGAAUGAGAAAGAGAUUCGCGACCGUCUCGGCUUACCUCCCAAACCUGACAUACAUCGCCGUGGUGCAGUGGGAGAUUCUUCCGGAGCUUCCGGCUCAGGUUUAAUGCGUCGUCCUUCGCUUGACCAGUAUGGUCAUUUUGAUAUUCAAGGCCAGAACAUCACUUUCCAUCAAAGGAGAGCCUAUUCAUCUGGUGGUCGAGGGGGAGCUGGGCUGACACAUAAUUCACUCAUUCCUCUUAGUCGCGACGCUAAGCUUCAUAAACAUGCCGAAAACAAAUCUCCCCGAGUAAAGUAUGCUAAGCGUCGAGAGAAAUUAAUUCUACUCAGAGAAGAAAAGGAUCGUUUUGAUGCUAUGCGCCAGAUUCAAACAAAUGUACGAAAAUUCAAGCAAUACUACGCACUAUCAAUGUCUAUUUUCGCCUUCUCAAUUCUUUGGUGCGGAGGUGCCACUGUUUUCUGGAGAGCCGAAAAGCGUGAACAAGACUUAACAUACUUUCAGGCUUUGUAUUUUUGCUACGUUUCUCUUUUAACUAUUGGUUAUGGCGAUUUUGCACCGAGAUCCAAUGCUGGGAAACCAUUCUUUGUCGUUUGGUCUUUGAUUGCAAUACCUACCAUGACGAUUCUCAUUUCGGAUAUGAGUUCUACAGUUAUAGCAGCCAUCAAUCGUGGUACAUUCACAUUAGCCGAUUGGACGAUUAUGCCUAAAGCGGGUGUUUGGCAUGAUUUUCUCAUGAAUCACCCAAGAAUACAUGCAUGGUUGUCGAAAAAGACAGAUGAAAGAGAAGCUAAAAAGCGUAUUCGUCAUGGUUUCGAAUUGCAAAAUCCUGACGAUAGACAAAUACCUAUAAUUGACGAUAUCGGUCCAGAUCCAGAAUCCUCUCUGGGUCAGGUUGUUGAGGAAAUUGAGGAACCUUCUGAACAUACCGAACAUGAUCUAGCCCGAAAAUUAGCAACAGCUAUCAAACGCGUCGCGAACGAUCUACGAGCUGAGAAACCAAAGGCAUAUAGUUAUGAGGAAUGGGUGGAGUUCACUCGCUUAAUCAGAUUCAGCACGCACAAUGCGAAGGAAGUUGAGGAGGAAGAGGAAGAUGAGGGAUUGGUCGAAUGGGAUUGGAUUGGUGAGGAUAGUCCGAUGUUAGCGGAUGUUAGCGAGAGUGAAUGGGUAUUAGAUCGGCUGUGUGAGAGCUUGAAUAGGUACACGAGACGACAGGGAAAAAUUACGAGAGCGCAACAGGCUGAGAUGGAUAGGAUAGAGGAGAGUGAGAGGAAACAUCUUCACAGGAAGGCGAAGCACAGUUUGCAUUAUCCUGCACAUCCGGGACCGAGAACCCCAAGUCCGGAAUUGAAAAGGGGGUCGGGGCAGAGUGGGGGCGGAGAUAGCUCGAGUUGGAAAGGCGGCUCGGUUGAUAGUAAGGUUGAAGAUGUGAAUGAUGAUGCAGAUGAAGGAGUAAAACGGCAUGUUGUCUUUAUUGAUGAUGCUGGUGAUAAAGAAACAAAAAGUCACAUAUCACCGUUUAGUAGCGGAGAGGGAAAUGGGAGUAGGGGCGGAAGUCAAUCUCUCGUGAAUCCAAGCCCAGCUAUUCUUAGAAGUAGCAACGGAGAUGGAGAUGAAGAUAACGAUAAAGAUAUGACUGAAGUGCUAGGGGGACCCGGUAGAAGUCAAAUCUUGAAAUGACAGCAUUAAGCGAAUGAGUAACGAGUGCAGAGCGCAACGUAACGUAAAGUAGACAUUUCUGGUGCGUAGCUAUUGGUGUUUGGAGUGGGUUUUUCCUAGGCGCUAUAAGUGUAUCCUCAGUAUUAAUGGGCCGGUGUCUGUAUGUCUUGGCGUUAGAAUUAGGAUGAGCUUAUCAGAUAGCUUAUAGUGUAUUGACACAUUUUACACAUUACAAUACAGGAAAGUCAUCGGUGGUAUAUCUUUAUAUCUUUCAGUUCAGGGUAGGCCGUGAUGAAUUUUGCGGUGAUGUAUGGGAGCUGAGGUUGUGAUGAUGAGAAGUGCUGAAAUGUUUCGUAGGUGAAUGAUGGAGUUAUUGGCUAUUUAUCUAGCAGUUAAGUGGAAGUGAAAUUUC
Messenger RNA from Botrytis sinoallii, 3394 nucleotides. RefSeq lists its product as uncharacterized. Gene Ontology annotation, biological process: potassium ion transmembrane transport; stabilization of membrane potential. The record is from RefSeq and is a predicted model, not a curated record. Gene Ontology annotation, molecular function: potassium ion leak channel activity. Gene Ontology annotation, cellular component: membrane. The transcript is spliced from 4 exons. Bases 334 to 3003 code for a protein of 889 amino acids. NCBI's taxonomy places the organism in Eukaryota, Fungi, Ascomycota, Leotiomycetes, Helotiales, Sclerotiniaceae.